AUGUCGCAUCAAUUUCCUUCAGUCCUUCCCUGGGUUGAAUCUAAUUUUGAGGAUGUACAAGCGAUAAAUGACGCCUUCAAGAUGCAUCAUCUGGAUCAUGCUUCUCCGUCAGCCUUGAGCGUCACUGCCAGCAGCCCUCCUUCUACCUCUUCCACGUCCGCAGCGCCGGCUGGGGCGAGUCCACUGCCAGUUGACACUCCCAAAGUCUUGCCUUCUCCUGACAUUGAGAUGGCGACGGGGCCUUCAAGGAGAAAGACACGCGCCUUACAGAUGGACCAAUCCCCAUGGACCAUGAUUGAAGCCAGCCAGGAACCAAACGCAGACGAGCUUCAUCCGGAUCUUGACCGUACCAACAUCAUCCAUCUGUCCCGCAUCCUCGCGCUGAUGCAGUGUGGAUGGACCAUUACACGAGGCCGCGGCCCUCGCAACCACGAUUUCUGCCUUUGGUGUCGCGGACCAUUGACCGACCAUACUGAGCUUCUUGUCCACAGCUGCGACGCUGGCGGAAACACUAAGUGCAACAACGCCUGGCCUGCAAGCUGCUUCAUGACCAAUUUUCUCAAUCACGAGCUGAAGCAUAAUGGUGCGGGCAGAAAAUCCAUCUCGUGUCCCAUGUGUCGAGGCCUUAUCAUCCGUACCAAAAUUACAUUGGUGUCCCCUUCGGCACAGACAAGCGACUUCGAACCCCCUGAAAAGAACAAAGCUUAUCCUGCACUCAUCCGCAUAAUGUUUUUCAGCACGGAGAAUGCUCUACAGGAAGCCCAAACGAACACUAAGAGAGUUUUCGUCAUGGAACGAUCCGAAGUCGCCAAGUUAGCCAAGCUCGGUCGGAACAAGGUCUUAUUCAAGUGUUUGGACGCAAUGAUGCACUUUAAACGCUGUAACGAGCACUUGUUCGACUCAUGGCUGGCCAUCGAUUGUGGGGACAACGAAUAUCGCUUGACACCUCUAAUACAUCGUGCAAAAGACGAACCUGAUCCAUACUCUGGAACUAUUACUGCCUGCAGACAAAAUUGUGUCACGGCCGAGAAGCUGGAAGAGGAAGCCUCGAACAACGGUGGCUUGGUCAAGGUAGUUGCUACGUUCCGUCCAGACUUUGCUGAAGAGAUCAAGCAGAUGGUCACUGCAGGCAGGGAGGAGCUCUCGAAUUUCUUGACUCAAUGGAUGACCCAAGAACCAAAUGUGGAUGUCAGAGAGUCUCAACUCAAGGCCUAUUCCACAUCGCUCAAGGAUAUAUUCAACAUCGUCGACCCUUCUCACAGUCCACCUCGACCGAAGUUUCUAUCAGACCUCCAACCCGGUUUUCAUUUCCCUCCGGACAUGCAACCAGGGGGAAACGGACAGACGCCGCAAGACCAGGACCUUGAUGAGGAAGCCGUGGCUUCUACAGGUAUGAGCACGGAGGAUUCUGACGAAGACGAAGACGAGGACGAGGAUGACGAUGUCGAGGAGAGUCAAGAGGCCGAAGAGGGCGACGACGGAGAGGAAGGGCAUGGAAAUUGGGACAUGAUGUGA
This is a messenger RNA of Exophiala spinifera, 1515 nucleotides long. RefSeq lists its product as uncharacterized. The transcript has a single exon. The record is from RefSeq and is a predicted model, not a curated record. Lineage: Eukaryota; Fungi; Ascomycota; Eurotiomycetes; Chaetothyriales; Herpotrichiellaceae. Bases 1 to 1515 code for a protein of 504 amino acids.